AUGUCCAAGUCUCUCCCCCUUGUAAAAUUCCCCCCAAAGACCUUGAUUCAUCGGUUCGGCUCAUCUAACACUUCCCCUUCGACAGCUUUACUACGUUUCCCGAUCCAAGGAUGGACAAUCAAUCGAUCCCAGAAAGAAGGCUGGGCCAUCGUCGGGGACGCAGAAGGUAGAAGGCUAGCUGUUGAGACAUUACUAUCGAGACAUCGAAUAUACCCACUACCAUCUUCCCCUGGACCAUUCCCAUUUUUAUCCACAAUCACUCCCUCUUCUACAUCUACAGAGUCGGAUCCUGCUUCAACUUUAUCAUCAUAUAAACCAAUCAGACAUUUAGCUUUUUCCCGACCACCUACAACGGGCGAAUUUACUGAUUUCACCGCACGUUAUGGAUCCUUACAAGAAGAGGAUAAAUUGUCAUUUCUACAAACACUGAAUUCACUUGACCCAAUACCGACAACCGAGGACAUAAAGAGAGUUUCAAGUCUCAUGAAAAUAGAGAAAUUAUUAGAUUUGCCUAGAGUCAGUCUCAGUAGUGGACAAACUAGAAGAGCAAGAAUAGCUUCUGCAUUAUUAACCAAACCACUUUUAUUGAUCCUGGAAGAUCCCAUGGCAGGAUUAGAUGUAAAUAGUAGAAAAGAAGUUUCUGAUAUAUUAGGUAAAUUGAAUGAUAAAGGUGAUAUCAGAAUCGUUUUAGUGUUAAGAGGUAAAGGAAAUGAAGAAUUACCUGAAUGGAUAACAAAUAUAGCUCAAGUGAAAAAUGGACAAGUCUGGAUCGGUAACAAAGAAGAAUAUCAAAAUUCGCAUACUGAGCCUACCCAAUCACAGCUGGAUGAAGUGAAAGAAAAUGCUAAAGACAUGAAAACGGAUGGUAUUCCGUUGAUUCAAUUGCGAAAUAUUUCUGUUUCAUACGGCGAAGGUGCCCGGCCCGUGCUGAAAGAUGUCUCGUGGACUAUCAGAGAAGGCGAAAAAUGGCAUUUGAUUGGAGCCAACGGGUCUGGUAAAACAACUUUGCUAUCUUUGAUAUUAGGACAUCAUCCCAGAUCUUUCUCAUUGCCUUCAUCAUCACUCGAGUUAUUCUCUAAACCAAGACGUGAACUUCCCACUGCUAUUUUGAGAACAUUGAUUGGACACACGAGUCCCGAGAUGUUCGCCUCCUUCCCUCGUGGAAUGGGUUUGAGUGCAUAUUCCGCUAUCGGAUCAGGAUUUGAAGGUGUAUUCUCACGUCGAAAUAUUUCUUCCACGCAAAAAGAGAGGAUCCUUUCUUUAUUAGAACAAGUGAAAGACCUUCUUCAACCUACAUCGUUAUCAGGACUCAAAUCAAACGAACAAAAACAAGUGCAUGUCGAUGUUAGAGAAAUUGCCUUAAGACAAUUCUCACAUUUUACGCCUUCACAACAAGGUUUAUUACUCUUCUUAAGAGCUAUAGUGGGUAUUCCGAGAUUGUUGAUUCUGGAUGAACCAAGUCAGGGUGUAGAUGAAAUAAUUUGGGAGAGAUGUAAAAUGAUCUUGCAAAAUGAAUGGAAAAAUACCGAACGAGGUAAAAGAAUGGCUACGAUUGUUGUCAGUCAUUACGAAGAUGAAGUACCGUGGAAAAAGGGACAAGGAAAAGUACUGAAAUUGGACCAAGGAGUAGCUACCGUUGAGUAG
Messenger RNA from Kwoniella shivajii, 1644 nucleotides. RefSeq lists its product as uncharacterized. NCBI's taxonomy places the organism in Eukaryota, Fungi, Basidiomycota, Tremellomycetes, Tremellales, Cryptococcaceae. The record is from RefSeq and is a predicted model, not a curated record. The coding region runs from base 1 to 1644 and encodes 547 amino acids. Gene Ontology annotation, molecular function: ATP binding; ATP hydrolysis activity. The transcript has 5 exons.